Triticum turgidum subsp. durum (durum wheat) is the source of this 213-nucleotide messenger RNA. The record is from the annotation of a GenBank genome assembly. NCBI's taxonomy places the organism in Eukaryota, Viridiplantae, Streptophyta, Magnoliopsida, Poales, Poaceae.
AUGAGCAACACCACGGUCAACGAGAAGGUGCUCGGGGAGUGCCUCAAUGAGAUCUCCCGCGCGCUCCUGCAGUUCGACGUCCGGAAGAUCGUCAACCUCGAGACCCUCGCCGCCGGCACCAACAUGCAGCGCAUCAUACAGCAGGCCGUCUUCAGGGAGCUCUACAACAUGCUGGAUCCAGGGAAGCCGGUCUUCAACCCCAAGAAGGGCUAG